This is a messenger RNA of Phytophthora nicotianae INRA-310, 1146 nucleotides long. Its product is annotated as AGC protein kinase. The record is from RefSeq and is a predicted model, not a curated record. Gene Ontology annotation, biological process: protein phosphorylation. Gene Ontology annotation, molecular function: ATP binding; protein serine/threonine kinase activity. Bases 1 to 1146 code for a protein of 381 amino acids. Lineage: Eukaryota; Oomycota; Peronosporomycetes; Peronosporales; Peronosporaceae. The transcript has a single exon.
AUGAGCUCCCUCGACGAAGCCCCCGCGUCUGACAACGGCGCGCUGGCCAAGGAGCUCAAUGCGCUCGUGGAGAGCACCAACUUCGACGACAAGAUCUGCCUCGAGGACUUCACGCUCAUCCGCGUGAUCGGUAAGGGCUCGUUCGGCAAGGUAACGCUCGUGCGCAAGAAGAACAACAGCAAAGUCUUCGCCAUGAAGAUCCUGACCAAGUCCCACUUGCUCAAGCGAAAGCAGGUGGAGCACACCAAGACUGAGCGUCGUGUGCUCAGUGUGGCCAGUCACCCGUUUAUCGUGGGGCUGCACUACGCUUUCCAAACCGAGGCCAAGCUCUACUUCGUGCUCGACUACUGUCCCGGUGGAGAGCUCUUCUUCCACCUCUCACGUAUGGGCAAGUUCGACGAGGAGAUGGCGCGCUUUUACGCCGCAGAACUCGUGGUCGCACUCGAGCACCUGCACUCUCUGGGUGUCGUUUAUCGCGAUCUCAAACCCGAGAACAUUCUGCUGGACGAGAUGGGCCACAUCAAGCUGGCAGACUUCGGACUGGCCAAGGACGAGGUUACUGAGAUUGACAGCGGCGCCACGUCGCUAUGCGGUACACCCGAGUACCUGGCACCGGAAGUAUUGGCUCGCAAAGGCCAUGGCACAGCUGUGGACUGGUGGGGACUGGGCAUGGUGCUGUACGAGAUGCUAACGGGUCUGCCGCCUUGGUACACUCGCAAUCGACAAGAACUGUUCGCUCGCAUCCGUGAGGCUCCACUGGAGAUCCCGACGUAUCUGAGUCGUGACGCGGCUUCGCUGAUUCAGUCGCUGCUGCAUCGCGAGCCCGAGAAGCGUCUGGGCAGUCGCGGUGCUAGCGAUGUCAAGGCACACCGUUUCUUCCGCUCAGUGGACUGGGACGGCCUGUUGUGGGCCGAGCCGCCCUUCAAGCCGUCAGACCCGCAGUCUAAGGAGGAGGGAGACACAUCCAACUUCGACAAGGAGUUCACGGAGUUGCCCGUUAGUGGCACACCUUUGAGUAGAUCGGCGGGCGGCUCUGGUCUACCGAAGAGCAUGUUCACAGGCUUUACAUACGAGGCGCCGACGCUGUCGUACGGUUCCAACACAUCCCAAUCGAAGGUCGAUGUGUCCUCCACCCCGUAUAUUUAG